This is a messenger RNA of Oncorhynchus kisutch (coho salmon), 10135 nucleotides long. RefSeq names its product cysteine/serine-rich nuclear protein 2-like. Gene Ontology annotation, biological process: regulation of transcription by RNA polymerase II. The transcript has 5 exons. Gene Ontology annotation, cellular component: nucleus. Lineage: Eukaryota; Metazoa; Chordata; Actinopteri; Salmoniformes; Salmonidae. The record is from RefSeq and is a predicted model, not a curated record. Gene Ontology annotation, molecular function: DNA-binding transcription factor activity, RNA polymerase II-specific; sequence-specific DNA binding. The coding region runs from base 2905 to 4608 and encodes 567 amino acids.
GGAUCAGGGACUCACCAGCAGCAAGAGCGACCUCAUUGAUGUAUACAGAGAAGAGAGUCGGUCCAAGAAUUGAACCCUGUGGCACCCCCAUAGAGACUGCUGAAUGAAGAUACCCUGCCACUGUUAGUGCAUCAUGAUGAGCAGCUGGUGUGCCGAAGUUCUAUGCUUCAGAAUCAAGGAGUUUGCUGUCACAUGAAAUGGGAUCCACAACAAGAGAUACAGAGUUCUUGUACAUUGGUCUCCAUCUCCUACUGCUAGGCUGCCUGGCUUGACAUCAGGAUUCAGUUUGUGAGGACCGUGGCCAUGGUUACGUAGCUACGACACAGGAAAGAGAACCUUAACAGGAAGUGGUGUCUUAAUAGGUAAUGAAAGGGACACCAGCAGCCUAUGUCCUUUUCUUGUUUGGGUGUAAGUCUGUCCUCUGUUCUCUCUCCUCUGACCCGGAAACUGUGGUCGAGGACUAUGUCAAAUCCUUAGAAGGCAAACGGAAGAUGAUCCUCCCCUCCUCAGUAGCCUCCUUUUGGCGAGGAAGAACAAGUGUAUUCUACCACGGAAGAGUUUUGAUAUUUGCCACAUCCCCUAUGAAAAACGCGUUUUGUAUUGUCAUGGGAAAAAAUCAUGCACACAUUUAAGUGAUAUGCUACUUAUCCUUUUAUCUAUAAAAUGUCUUGCACAACAUUUAAUUUGGAAUCCACCCCUAUAAACGUAAUUUGCCUGAUGACAUGCGAGUGGAGAAGGAGCUUCUUAUUUCAAACAAGUAUUUUCAUCCACGUUCAAUCUCCUCACCACCUCUCCUCGAUUUCUUUCAAAAGGAGGCAAGAGAGGAUGCAGGAGUUGAGCAAAUCUAAUUGAGAAACGGCCCAUGAGAACCCCUCUCUGUCCUCUUCCAGUGAGUGCUGUGCUCCUGUGAAAGCCUACAGUCUUGUUUUCCUGUGUCCUCCUUUAUUACUUGUGAGAGAACAUCUGUGCAGCUUUUGAACACUGUCAAGACCGUGUUAGGAUACUGGUCUGUUGAUCAUGAUAUGGCCCUCGCAUCCCUGAGCCGACUAGGUAAAAAGUGCUAAUUGACUCAAAUGUGAAUGUAAACAUUAAUCUGAUUGACAGUCUUUCUUUGUUAGUGACACCACACAGUGGCAACACCAGCAACUUACCAGUCUCUGUCUUGCCUGCUAUCCCUACUUACCAUCAUACUGUAUUUAUCACUUUACAGUUUCAUUACAAAGGUUUUGGACAAUUCUCAAACCUUUAUUUUAAGUAGAUAAUUGUUUAAAAUGUAUGAAUCAUGUCUUACUUUUAGCUGUUUUAUAACCUUUUUAACAUAUGUUCCUUCCUUGUUUAGAGAACAACUCUUUGCAUUGUUUUUUUAUAUUGCCACUAAUACAUAGCAGUGGGUUGUAUAGGGCUUGAUAAACCUGCAUGUGUAAAGCUAGAGUUGGUUCCCAUUCAAUCAAGUUCAACUGAACGCUUCCAGAAUAUCGAUUGCGUGAUAUUUAGAUGUUGUCCAGUUUUGCCCCUCGCUCAAGUCAUCAGAAUAAUUAAACUAGUUACACAAUCGUGGCCUGUUUUUUUUUUUUUUUUUUUUUUUAAUGCCUAGCUUCGUGUGGACACCAUUGAGAAAACCAUGUUUUUUUAAAUAUAUUUUUUAAUUGUAUUAUUCCUAUAUUCCUCAAGCUUUUGAGUUCUGUAUAAGCAGGCAUUUUAAGCCUGAAAAUAAUUCCAGAGUUAACUUUGAAUGUCCUAAUAUUGGCCAAACAUAUAAUGUAGAUAAAAAAAAAAAAAAUGUUUUUAUACAUUGAAUGUGUUUGGUCUGUCCUUGGACACCUUGUUCGGCACUAUAGCUGGAUAAGUAUAACCCCUUGCCAGAAAUACUCCUAUUCAUACGUUGUUUUAUGUGCAUUUGGUAACCAUGAUGGUUGUUAUGGUCUUUUUGGUACGAGGGAACACCUAGAGAGGAAUGUGUGAAAUAUAACGCGUAUGUUUCUAACUCUAAAACGAUUAUUUAAAAUAUAACCAAGUCAUUCGUGUAAUCUAAAAUUGUUUUAUUGUUUAUCAUUAUUACUAGAAUAAUUAUUUAAAACCUGGUUAUCCAACGCAUGACCGCCAAGAAUGGACAAAGGGAUCAUUAGGACUACACUUCCCAGGAUACGUGGUGCAUGGUCUGUUUGUGAUGUCACAAUGAGUAUAUAUCUCUACACGGUGGCGUUCUUUAUUCUAUUGUUACAUUGUAACAAACCGGGGCAGAGGCGAGGAAAAGGAGGACGUCAAUCGGAUAAAAUUCUGUAACAUUUGGACAUUUCUGUACCAAAUAAGGCGAGGGGGGAUAACGGCCAUUAUACUUGAAGAAAAACGACGUUGGGCCGAUUGAAACCGCUCUUGAAAAAGAAAGGAUAAACGAAUACAGAUGUCAGCGGAUGCUCUUCCAAUGCAAGCAUUUAAAGGCUCAAACCUGGUAGAUAAGGCAUCCGGCAGUUAUCUCCCUUUUUUUUUUACAACUUAGCAGAAAAUAAUGUCAAUAGCCUAAUAAAUGUUAACUAAACUUGACGUCCUUCUUUCUCCACCGUCUGCCCCGGCUAUACAGGAUUGCUACGUCAAAGUUAAAUGGAACAUACACUCCUGGAAGCGACCAUAAAUACAUUUCCUUUAUGUCUGCUUGAAGCCGGUGUAGCCUACAAAUGCAGAAAUAAGCAUUCAUACUGAACAAAUUAACAGUUGUACUUAAAAACAAUCGUUAGCCUAACAUUAAAUCUUGAAAGGAAGAAGCUAAAACUGUCAGGGAAAAAUAUUAGGAAAAAAUCUAAAAUAGGGCGUUACAAGAUCCAUGAACAAUCCUCCGUGAAUAAAAGGAACGUUCAGCAGUUGAUCGGGAGAAGAGGAUCCUUUUUCUGCUUAAGACGCCAAGUUUCCAUGGAGGCAGUUUCGUCUCUCAGCCUCAAGCGAAGAUUCGAGGAGGUGGACAGUGGUUCUCCAUACUCUACGCCCAAGGACUCAGACGAUGAUAUCUCCAGCAGUGACAGCGCUGACAGCUGUGAUAGCCUCAACCCCCCCUCCAGUACUGCACUCAUACCGACCUCCAUCCUAAGACGUCACAAGCCCUCUCCAGGCCGGAAGCGGGUGCGGUUUGAUGUGGUGACGGUGUACUACUUCCCCAGGCAGCAGGGCUUCACCAGCGUGCCCAGCCAGGGAGGCAGUUCCCUGGGCAUGGCUCGCCACCACUGCUCCAUCCGCAGCUACACCCUGGGAGAGUUUGCCUGCGAGCAGGAGACCAGUCACCGCCACGCCCUGCGCCAACACCUCCGCCAGGAGAAGCUCAACGCUCGCAAGAUGAAGCUGACACGUAAUGGUACGGUGGAGUGUGCCCAGGCUGACCUGCUGACCCUCGACAAUGUAUCAGACGAUGACCUUGACAUGGAGGGGGUGGAGGUGGAUGACUGCUUCUUCCUGCAGCCACUGCCCACCAAACGGCGCCGCGCUCUCCUCAGGGCUUCUGGUAAUGCCCGUAUAGAUGCCCGGGAGAAGGCUGAGCUACGGACCAUCAGGCUGUCCAGGGAGGAGUGUGGCUGUGACUGCCGUUUCUACUGUGACCCCCGCCACUGUGGCUGCAGCCAGGCUGGCAUCAAGUGCCAGGUGGACAGGAUGUCUUUCCCCUGUGGCUGCUCUCGGGACGGCUGUAGGAACUCGGCGGGCCGCAUCGAAUUCAAUCCUCUGCGCGUGCGAACACACUACCUGCACACCAUCAUGAAGCUGGACCUGGAGAAGAGGAGGCUGUUGGGGCAGCGGUCGGGUGUUGGGGAGCAGUAUGAAGAGUCUGACUUGCUCUCCUCGCCCUCCUCCACCAGGCCUCCCUCCCCAGACCCUGACCUGUCCACAGGGGCCCAUGGCCUGGACUCUGAGUUAGAGACAGAGGAGAGAGAGGUCCAGAUGGUCCUGGAGGCUCAGGACCUCCUGACUGAGCAGGCCUGCCUAGAGCGGGAGAACGAGAUCGCCGUGCUCCACCUGCAAAGUGCCGAGGAGCAGGAGAGGAUGAGGGAGGAAGAGGAAGAGGAGGAGGCGCAUAGGGGCAGGGGGGGAGCAGGUAGCCUGGGGGAGCAGGCUCUGUGCCUCCUGCCUGGGGCCCUGCAGGGGGAUCUGUCUGGGGAGCCUGGGGUUGGGAUGGAGGGGGUCCCUAUCUCCCUCCUCCAGGGCCCAUUCCCCACUGGGGCUACCCUGCUCUGCAUCACAGAGAACCAGGAGGGAAAUUGGGAGGGGGAAGGGGACAACCCUCGUGGUGGCCUCAAAGACCCGGCCUCCUCCCUGCUAUACUACCAGUUAGGUCCCAUGGAAAACGAGCCGUUUGAGGAGUCUCAGCCUGUGGAGGAGGAGGAGUGUGUAGAUAAAGAACCAGGGGGAGGAGAGGAGCAAGAGAGGGUGGAGCAUAGAGGUAUUACCUGCGGGCAGGAUGAGGGCGAGUUUUCGCCUCCGGUGGCUCUGUGCUCAGAGAAUGGCGUGGGGGCUGAGGAGGCUAAGGAGGUACCAUUCAGCCCCCAGCAGAGCUCCUCAGAAGGGCAGUGUCAGGAAGUGGCCUGUCUGGCCACAGGAGAUAUGUACCCACCACUGCCCCCUGAGGUUUAGUACUAGCACCUCUGCAGAUGUUUUGCACAAUAGCUUUAUUUUGAGCUGAAUAAAGCCUACACUACAUGGAUAGACAGUGUAGUUAUCAAAAAUGAGUAUGAUGUUACAGGUUAGAAUUCAUAAUAAUAACCAUCAUUACUACGAUAAUCGAUUUGAAUUUUUUUUGCAGUUCCAUUAAAAACUAAAGUAAAGGAGGGAAAGUCAUCCUGAAAGCACACACAGAUCUUUCCCUGCAGCAGUACUGUCGUUUCAGUUAUAUGUCAAUGAAAUGCUCUUAUUUUAAAGGGGUGGAGAUCAUGGGACCUGUCCCAAAUGGCACCCUUUUCCCUUUUAUAGUGCACUACUUUAGACCGGGCCCAUAGGGCUCUGAUCAAAAGUAGUGCACUAUGUAGGGAAUAUGGUGCCAUUUGGCAGCCAUGUUGGCCUUAACGAAAGAAAUUACAUGUUUGUGUGGGAGGUGUAAUUGAGUCAUUGAGAACUAAGUUGUGUUGUUUUUAGUUCCCGGCACCACAAAGAGACAAUGUGGUGGUGUGAUCAUUAACAUUGGCUCUGGGCCUUUUCAUUUAAAAAAUGUUUUUAACCUUUAUUUAGGCAAGUCAGUUAAGAACUCAUUCUUAUUUACAAUGACGGCCUACCGGGGAACAGUGGGUUCCUGCCUGGGUCAGGGGCAGACCUUGUCAACUCGGGGAUUCGAUCUAGCAACCUUUGGGUUACUGGCCCAACGCUCUAACCACUAGGCUACCUGCCGCCCCUCAAGGGAGCAUUUCAGAAUCAUUCAGUGGAUUCGAGUGGCUUGAUUAAACAAGGGAAAGGGGGAUACCUAGUCAGUUGUACAACUGAAAGGAGGUGGGGUUAAGAAGAAUAUGUGCCCUGUUCUAUACUGUAGACCGAUAAAAUAAACAACAGUUGUCUUAAAAAAAGUGUGAGUAUUUAGUGAGCAUUGUAAACGUCACGUUAGUCUGGUACACUUCUUACAGCUGUUCGUUUUGAAGCCAAAUUAGGGCCACUGGUAGUAUCUAUUCCCCACCUCCCCCUCUGACUGAGAAUAGACCUAAAAAACAAUCCUGGAUAUACUUGUUUUUGGUGUACUGUAUAAGAGUUUGCAAUGGGCAAGGCAGAGCUGAAAGAGCUGCUUGUAUGAUCUAUAUGCACUUUGUGGUCAAUUAGCAUAGGCACAGGGUUAUAUGGGCCCCUUUCUGCAUUGGGGCAAAAUGGUAAAACAUUUGUUAAAAUCAGAAGGUUUGCACCGGCUUCUCUUUCUAAAUAGCGUCUCUCCGGGUAUACCUAUCUUAGACCUCUCACGCAAGCACAGGUUAUUUAUUAAAAGACAGUUGACCUAUAAUAGUGACCAUUACAAUGUUAUAGUGAUAUUACACUUCGUCUUUGUAAAAUUGUGAUGCUGUUGAUAUUGAGUGCAAGUCUUUGAUCUCUGUUUUAUGCACGACUGAAAGAAACCUGUCUUUGUUUUUAGUUAUUAUGUCAGAUCAUCGUACAGGUGGUCAGAGUCCAUGUGAGAAUGGGACAGAAUAGACCUCAUAUAAUGAGUCUGUAGGGGCAAAGCUCUACACUGUAAAAACAAAUCUAGUUCUUUCAACUUAUUAUUAUUAUUAUUAUUAAGUAACUGGUUCCACAGCUGUUUUUGUGUUUACGUUUUGUGCCAAGUGGUACCUGAACCCCAACAAAUGUAAUUGACAACAAAUUGUAUGUUAAAAGCACGCAGCGCUUUUAUCAUACAAUAUUUUCAAUUGACAUAUUUGACACAAGUUGAAAUACAUGAUUAUAUUGUGCAUGUUCAUUCAUACAGUAAUUAAUAUUCAACAUGGCCUCAGCUGGGGUUGAAAAUUACAACCUCUUGGUGCACGGAAUUCUAAUCUACCUGCUACACCACCUUGUCUGUCACAAUGACUGAUGUUUUGCUACACCUUGCACUUCAAAGUAAAUCUCAGUUUGAAUCUAAAUGUACACUCAAUAAAAACCUGUAUUUAUUAUAGUGAUUAUGCAGUAGCAUUAAAACAGAGUAAUAUACCGCACCAGCAUUAGACAACUAUACAGAAAAAAAUACAAUUGUUGAAAUAACUAAAUCAAAUCAAUGGUGAGAGAAUAGUCAGAUUAACUGAUAAUUGACAUAGAUAUGGUGUUGUAGCAGGGAGAUCGGAUUGUCAUGAUCCAAGAGGUUGUGAGUUCAAAUCUCAGAUGAGGACAUAUUGAAUAAUAAUUUAUUUAUAAAUGAACAUGCAUAAUGUCAAAUAUGUACAUUGAAAACAUUGUAUGUGAAAAGUACUGUGUGUGUGUAACCAUUUGCACAGAUGUUUUUAGUUAACAUGCCCAAGUAACAAUUUAUAGUUGAAUGAACAAAUGAGAGUUGAGCCAACACAUUUUAAAUGGACAGAAUGUUUUGCCCAGGUUUUCUUUAAGUUUGGGCCAACAUUUUUUUUAGUUCCUGUAACACUUGGACUAAAAAAAGUUGAGUAAACAAAAGAACGGCUAUGGAACCAGUUACAGUUGAAGUCAGAAGUUUACAUACACUUAGGUUGGAGUCAUUAAACCUCAUUUUUUAUACCACUCCAAAAAUUUCUUGUAAACAAACUAUAGUUUUGGCAAGUUGGUUAGGACAUCUACUUUGUGCAUGACACAAGUCAUUUUUCCAACAAUUGUUUACAGACAGAUUAUUUCACUUAUAAUUCACUGUAUCACAAUUCCGGUGGGUCAGAAGUUUACAUAUACUAAGUUGACUGUGCCUUUAAACAGCUAGUUAAAUUCCAGAAAAUUAUGUCAUGGCUUUAGAAGGCUAAUUGACAUAAUUUGAGUCAAUUGGAGGUGUACCUGUGCAUGUAUUUCAAGGCCUACCUUCAAACUCAGUGCCUCUUUGCUUGACAUCAUGGGAAAAUCAGAAGAAAUCAGCCAAGACCUCAGAAAAAAUAUUGUAGACCUCCACAAGUCUGAUUCAUCCUUGAGAGCCAUUUCCAAAUGUCUGAAGGUACCACGUUCAUCUGUACAAACAAUCGUACGCAAGUAUAAACACCACGGGACCACGCAGCCGUCAUACCGCUCAGGAAGGAGAUGUGUUCUGUCUCCUAGAGAUGAACGUACUUUUGUGCGAAAGGUGCAAAUCAAUCCCAGAACAACAGCAAAGGACCUUGUGAAGAUGCUGGAGGAAACAGGUAUGAAAGUAUCUAUAUCCACAGGAAAAUUAGUCCUAUAUCGACAUAACCUGAAAGGCCGCUCAGCAAGGAAAAAGCCACUGCUCCAAAACCGCCAUAAAAAAAGCCAGUCUACAGUUUGCAACUGCAUUUGGGGAAAAAGAUCGUACUUUUUGUAGAAAUGUCCUCGGGUCUGAUGAAACAAAAGUAGACCUGUUUGGCCAUAAUGACCAUCGUUAUGUUUGGAGGAAAAAGGGGGAGGCUUGCAAGCUGAAGAACACCAUCCCAACCGUGAAGCACAGGGGUGGCAGCAUCAUGUUGUGGGGGUGCUUUGCUGCAGGAGGGACUGGUGCACUUCACAAAAUAGAUGGCAUCAUGAGGGAGGAACAUCUCAAGACAUCAGUCAGGAAGUUAAAGCUUGGUCGCAAAUGGGUCUUCCAAAUGGACAAUGACCCCAAGCAUACUUCCAAAUUUAAGGCAAAAUGGCUUAAGGACAACCAAGUCAAGGUAUUGGAGUGGCAAUCACAAAACCCUGACCUCAAUCCUAUAGAACAUUUGUGGGCAGAACUGAAAAAGCGUGUGCGAGCAAGAAGGCCUACAAACCUGACUCAUUUACACCUGACUCAUUUACACCACCUCUGUCAGGAGGAAUGGGCCAAAAUUCACCCAACUUAUUGUGGGAAGCUUGUGGAAGGCUACCCAAAAAGUUUGACCCAAGUUAAACAAUUUAAAGGCAAUGCUAUCAAAUACUAAUUGAGUGCAUGUAAACUUCUGACCCACUGGGAAUGUGAUGAAAGAAAUAAAAGCUGAAAUGUAUCAUUCUAUACUAUUAUUCUGACAUUUCACAAUCUUAAAAUAAAGUGGUGAUCCUAACUGACCUGAGACAGGGAAUUUUUACUAGGAUUAAAUGUCGGGAAUUGUGAAAAACUGUAUUUGGUUGUAUGUAAACUUCUUACUUCAACUGUCCUUAGUAAUAAUUAGUUGAAACAACUAGAUCUUUUUUUUACAGAGUAGGAUGAAACACAGCUAUUUUAUGUCAUAAGAUGUCAUUUAAAAAAUAUUAUUUAAAGAGUCAAAAGAAAAGGAAAGCCUGAGGUGUUUGAAGUAUUAUUACAGAAUAAUAAUGUAAAGAGGAUAUGACAAAACCCGAAUUGUAGAAGUUUUGUUGAGUGUGUAUGUGUGUUUGUUUGAGUGUGUGUGUGUUGGGGGCUUGGGAGUGGGGUAUGCGUAGUCAUAUUAUUUCCUAAAAGGUGCUGUUCUUAUAGGUUUACAAUAAUAAAAAAAAUCCUGCCAUUACACAAAAUAUUACUUUGAGGACUAAGUGUAUCUUGAUGGACAUUGAAUCAUGGACGUUUCCGAUUGAAAGUUUGAAAUCCACAGAAAAUGCAUUUUAAUCAACCGUUUGGUGAGGGAAGCAUUACUUUAAGGCGUCUGAGAGAAUUAUGGAAUGACAUACUGUACAUGUCAGUAUAUAUAAUCACAAUCCUAUACAUUUUUUAAACAUUUUAAAUGUAUUUUUAUGCUGUGUCUGUUUGUACUGACCUAUGUAUGUGAGUGUGCUGACACAUCGUGCACAUUGUCUUCAUCCUUUCCUGAUGUUGUGCUCCUUUAACUGAUUAUCUAUUUUAAAGCUUGUUGCCAUCUUGCCCAGUGUAUUGUGUACACUCUUGGAAAAAAAGGUGCUAUCUAGAACCUGAACGGGUUCUUCAGCUGUCCCAUAGGAGAACCCUUUGAAUAACCAUUUUUGGUUCCAUGUAGGGUUCUACAUGGUACCAAAAAGUGUUCUCCUAUGGGGAAAGCUGAAGAACCCGUUGGAACCCUUUUUUUCUGUACAGUAUAUGGGCCUAACUAACACAGGAUGAGAUGCUGUGCAUGAGGGGUGUGAUAUUGUCUUAAUAAUAUAAUCAUGUUUAAGAGUUGCACCAAAGCAGUGGUUUUCAACCGGAUUUGUUGCUCUCAUCAUCCACCAAUUUCUAGAAGAUUUAAUUGGAAACUUCAGCUCGGAUUCAUUCUGAGGAGACUUGUAGUGAUCUUCUCAAUCAAAUAGAUGUAUUUUCCACCAUUGCUUACCGUAACACAGUUCCGGCCUUUAAGGAAUUGUUUAGUGAAACUGAAUAGCUGCCUAUUGUUGAGUCUUCAUCUUUGGCUUUCUAUGAAUGGAUGUAGGUAUGGGACCACUGCACUAAAUGAACUCCAACCCACUAAUGAUAUGAUUAUUAUGUUUGUCUGUGUGUGAGAGCAGAGGUACAGUAUGUAUGACUGAAAAGAUUGACUGAGGUUUGGUUGGACUUCAUCUCAAAGCUGUGAUAAUUACUCUUAUGCUAACUGUUGCCUAAAGUGGACAAAACAUUUUAUACAAAAAAUGUCAAUUAAAAGAUCAAAAACAA